CGAGCAACGGCGGCGCACCUGCCGGUCGUUGGUGCUGGCGGCUUGCAAGUUGCGUCGCGCCAGUGCGCUCCAGUAGUGCUCCAGCGGUGCUAGCGUCCACCUCGGGUCUUCCUGUUCCUCUUUGCGCCUACUUCGGCCGCGCUAGAGCAGCCUCUACGCCGACCUCGGCCGUACUCUCGAGAAUGCAGUCCAACUCCUGCGCGCUGUGCCAGCUCGCGAGGGUGGAGGGUGUACGCGAGUGCAUAUUUUGCCAGCACACGUCGAGGGCGGACCGGCUUGGUCUGGCGACGGACGCAGUCGAGCGCCGCCUCUUCUCGCGCGACCCAUUCUCGUCCCGAGCCAACGGGCUCGCCGACCCAGGGCUGCCGCCGCAGUCUCAAACUCAGCACCGGCUAUGGAUGCUCCGCCUAUCCUCUCGGCACGGCUCCGCUCGCGAUUUCAUUGCCGCGCUCAACCGGAUGCCAGACGAGGUGAGGCGCCUCGGGGAUUCCGCACCGUUCAAUCCAGAUGCGCCAAGGGACAUGAUCCUGGUGCGAACGUCCAAGUAUGGGAUGCUCAUGCUAGCACGCUACCACCCCGCCUCGGCUCCCUCACUGGCGGCGACCAAAGCGGCCGUCUCCCGCAUGUCCUCCUUCUUUGCAACGGCGCCGACAUUGCUGGGCACCGGCGUCAGCUGCUGGGCCAUGGGCAGGGACCCGGCCUCCCGCGCCGGCAACUAUGUUGGCGUGGGCACGGUCGCACUGGGCGAGCUGGACGAGGCCGCGCGCGACCAAUGCGUGGCCGUGCUCUGCGCGCGCGCCGAGAAACAUCGGUCCCGGCUGAGGGCGCUCGAGGGCAUCUGUGGGGUGCACCGGCCCUCUCCGCCGGGCAGUGCUGCACCAGAGACGGGUGCUCACCGCGCAUCCUGCUGCUGACACACGGCGCCGUCGUGUGGCACCGGCACGUCGACUCCUCGAGCCCGCGCUUCGAGGUUGCCGGCGACGCGUCCUCGCAGCCCGUCUCCUUCCGCCUCAGCCUCUCGGCGGCCGAGUCAAGCGAGGCGUGCUCCCUAGCUGUGGCUCCUGUCUGGACAGCCAUGCUCCUAGCCAUGCUCCUGGGCAUGCUCUGCAGCCGGCAGACCCGGUGGUAGUGCCGCAGUAGCCAUGCUCGCACACUGUCUCUGCGCCUCGGGGCAGUGGCUGACUGACCAGUGAGCCGCCUAUGCUUCCCACUAGGACGACGCCAACCGCCGCUCGCGCCUCUCCCUCGCCUCGCAGCCGUCGAGCCGUCGAGAGAGCCGCCGCUGGAGCACCGAUUGGCUGCCCCGCAGCGGGCAGUCCGCGAGGCGGAAGGUGCCGCCGCCCGCGCGCCGCUCAAAGUCGGUCGACUGCCCCGCGCCGACUCGCGCGCGCGGCUCUGGAGGCUGCUCGAUGAGCUCGCCGCUCGGACGCAGGUCGAUCCCGGGCCUCGACAGGAGGGAGGGCGGGAGGGAGGGCGGGCGGGAUGCCGUGCCCGCCGUCCUGCAGAGGGCGGCGAGUGUGCCGCGCCUCUCCCGCCGCUGGAGCAGCGUGCUCGGCUGGCGCGGGUUCCGCAGCGGUCAGCGGCGGAGGCGCUCGAGCGAGCGGGCGGGGCGCCGCUCGGCGUCGAGCGUCGCCACGGACAGCGAGGGGGAGGGAGGGGCGCCGCCGCAGAGCGCCAGAGGGGACGAGGGCGAGGGCUCCAAUUCGCCCUCCAACUCGCCCCCCGGGGGGGAGACCGAGUCGGAGCAGCGGCGCUCGCGCUUUGGCGCGCUGGGGGGGCUCGCGGUGGCGUCGGCCGCUCUGCUGGGCGUGGCGGCCCUAAAGGGCGCGCCGCGGCGCUGACGGCUCGCCUGAGCCAUGCUGCUGCGCCCCGCUCUCGUGUGCGCACACAGCGCACGCUCUGCGGCGGUGGGGGCGGAGGCCUGGACUGCCCGCAGCCUAGGCACCGGCCCUCCGGCUCCGCCCGCUCUCAGGGAGAGUCUCCUCUCGCCGUCGGUUGUGGGAUUCUUCAAUGGUUCCAUAUUAUUAUAUUAUCGGGCGCAGCAAGCCAACGGGGGGGCUAGCGCGUGCGCGCCACGCCGGACCAUUUUUCGCUCUCGCGAGUUUUAUCGACACUCCUCACUCGAGCACGCAUUGCUCUUGCCCUCUUAGAUAUAAAGUCUUUCGCUCGUCAGACGUCACAACUCACAUUGUCACGUUGUGCUUGUACGUGGCCAGUACAUAUU
Molecule: messenger RNA, 2224 nt
Organism: Emiliania huxleyi CCMP1516
Lineage: Eukaryota; Haptophyta; Isochrysidales; Noelaerhabdaceae
Exons: 2
Coding region: 395-1129 (244 amino acids)
Source: RefSeq, a predicted model, not a curated record